Cuscuta europaea is the source of this 2946-nucleotide messenger RNA. The record is from the annotation of a GenBank genome assembly. Lineage: Eukaryota; Viridiplantae; Streptophyta; Magnoliopsida; Solanales; Convolvulaceae.
GAAAAUAAUUAUAUUGAUUUUAGAUUGAUAUAAAUAGUUAGAUAAAAACUCACAGAUACAAAUAAAUAUAGUAAAAAAAAUACCUUUUCUAUGAGUGACUUUCCGUCUCUUUUUAUACCAUUAGUAGGCUUAGUAUUGCCGGCAAUUGCAACGUUUUAUUUAUUUAUUACUGUUCAAGAAAAAUAAAAAUUUUUAGAUAUUUUAUAUAUUGAGAUCCUCCCUUUUUUGUAAGUUGCUUUUUUUUGUAUCAUAACAGGAAGAUCUGUGGAAUCAUAUUGACUUAAGGCGUUAUUUUUUUCUAUCUAACCAAGUUUAUGAAUUACCCCUAAAGGUUUACAUCAAACUAGUGCUAGAUUCUCAUCAAACAAAUAUUCGUUUGAUGAGAAUUACUUUUGAAAUAGCAAAGUUCCUAAUUAAUGGUUUUUUUUCUUAAUUCCAAUAAAAUAAAAUAAAAUCGGAUGUAAUAUGAGUUGGCAAUCAAAACAUAUAUGGAUCGAACUUAGACCUGGGUCUAGAAAAAUAAGUAAUUUAGGUGGGCUUUUACUCUUUUUUUAGGUUCAUUGGGAUUCUUAUUAGUAGGAACUUCCAGUUAUCUUGGUAUAAAUUGGAUAUCCUUUUUUUCAGCCCAGCAAAUUCUUUUUUUCCCACAAGGAAUAGUCAUGUCAUUCUACGGAAUUGCGGGUCUUUUUAUUAGCUCGUAUUUGUGGUGUACUAUUUUAUGGAAUGUUGGUAGUGGUUAUGAUCAAUUCGAUAGAAAAAGGGAAUUUUUUGUAUUUUUCGUUGGGGAUUCCCUGGAAUAAAUCGGCGCAUUUUCCCUCCGAUUCAAUAUAAAAGAUAUAAGGUCUAUUCGAAUAGAAGUGAAAGAAGGUAUUUAUGCUCGUCGUGUCCUUUAUAUGGACAUCCGAGGCCAGAGGGCUAUUCCUUUGACUCGUACUAAUGAGAAUUUCACCCCGGGAGAAAUUGAAAAAAAAGCUUCAGAAUUGGCCUAUUUUUUGCGUGUACCGAUUGAAGUAUUUUGAGAAGGGGGCUACACCUCUUUUCAGUUACUUUUUUUCUAUUUUUAUAUAUUUUCUAUUUAUUUUUCCAAUUGCAUUUUUUUACUAAGACUCAGGAAUACUAAUUAGCCAAUUGACCAGGCAGUUUUUUAUUAGCACAAGCAAAUCCCCUAGGAAGUUUAAGUAUUCUAUUGCUUACUAUUUCAUUCUAAAUAUUUAAAUAUCUAAACAUUCAGUAAUUUUUUUCUUUUUAUUUUAAUUGAAAGAUUUGUAUCGGAUAUCUGAAUUUCAUCUGUAUUCUUUCUAGAUUCAAAGACUGGCCAAAAAAUCACAACAAAAAUCAAUACAUACUUUAAUAUACCUUAUACCUUGUAAAAGUAAAAACUCAUAUAUGGUGGGUUCAUGAAAAAUAAAAAUAAAGUAUUCACUCCUCUUUUAUAUCUUGCAUUUGUAGUCUUUUUGCCCUGGUGGAUUUAUUUCUUAUUGAAUAAAUGUCUGGGAUCUUGGAUUACUAAUUGGUGGACUACUAGGCAAUCCGAAAGUUUCUUCAAUAAUAUUAAUGAAAAGAGUCUUCUGGAAAAAUUUAUUGAAUUCGAGGAAUUUCUAUUAUUGGACGAAAUAGUUAAAAAAGACGUGGAGACACACCCACAAGAAUUUAUUAUAGGAAUCCAUAAACAAGCAAUUCAAUUAAUAAAGAUACAAAAAUAUAGUGAUAUCCAUCUUAUUUUUCGUUUAGCGACAAAUCUAAUCUGUUUUUUUAUUCUAAGUGUUUCUGCUAUUUUGCGUAAUGAAAACCUAAGUCUUCUGAACUCUUGGGCUCGGGAAUUCUUAUAUAACUUAAGCGACACAAUCAAAGUAUUUUGCAUUCUCUUAUUAACUGAUUUAUGUAUCGGAUUCCAUUCACCCCGCGGUUGGGAAUUUAUAAUUACCUUUAUUUCUAAAGAUUUGGGAUUUUGUGAUAAUGAUUUAAUUAUCUCUGGUCUUGUUUGCACCUUUCCAGUCAUUCUAGAUACAAUUUUUAAAUAUUGGGUUUUCCGUUAUUUAAAUCGUGUUUCUCCGUCACUUGUAGUUCUUUAUCAUUCAUUGAAUGAAUGAUUGAAGGACUCUAUGGGAUUCAUAAUUCAAUUUGAAGAUUAAUUUUUUUCUGUUUUUCUAUUGUAAAUAAGCGAAGCAUUAAAAAUAUUACUUCAUUACUUAUUUUAUAGAACUAUUUUUUUUUAUAUUUUAUUCCAUCAAAUAGCAGAAUCCUGGGUAGCAAACUAUACUAGUGACCUACCCCAUUUUAUUGUAUCAAUUUUGCAAUCAACGAUUCGACUAUGCAAACUCGAAAUCAUUUUCUUUGGAUAAAUAAACAGAUUACUCGAUUGAUUUCGCAUUGAUCAUGUUAUAUAUCAUAACUCUGACAUCCAUUUCAAAUGCAUAUCCUAUUUUUGCACAGCAGAGUUAUGAAAAUCCACGAGAAGUAACUGGCCGUAUUGUAUGUGCCAAUUGCCAUUUAGCUAAUAAGCCCGUGGAGGUUGAGGUACCGCAAGCGGUACUUCCAGAUACUGUAUUUGAAGCAGUAGUGCAAAUUCCUUAUGAUAUGCAACUUAAACAAGUUCUUUCCAAUGGUAAAAAAGGGGGGUUGAAUGUGGGGGCUGUUCUUAUUUUACCGGAUGGUUUUGAAUUAGCCCCUACAGAUCGGCUUUCUCCCGAGAUGAAAGAAAAAAAUAGGCAAUUUGUCUUUUCAGAGCUAUAGACCCUCGAAAAAAAAUAUUGUUGUGGUGGGCCCUGUUCCUGGUCAGAAAUAUAGUAAAAUAACCUUUCCCAUUCUAUCUCCCGAUCCUGCUACUAAUAAAGAUGCUCAUUUCUUAAAAUAUCCUAUAUAUGUGGGUGGAAACAGGGGAAGAGGCCAAAUUUAUCCCGACGGUAGCAAGAGUAACAAUACUGUUUAUAAUGCUACAGCAACAGG